UCUGCUGUUGAACAACAUGGAGUUUAUGGAAAGCAGUUAUGAUGGAGAUUACAAUACUGGCAGGAUGGAGGGGACGGGCGAAUACACACUUCCCACUCACACCAGAUAUGUCGGAGAGAUGAAGGAUGGCAUGUUCCAUGGAAAAGGAGUGCUGCAUUUCCCCAAUGGAAGCAAAUAUGAGGGAACUUGGGAGAAAGGAAUAUGCAAAGAGGGAAAGUACACAUUUUCUGAUGGCCUGGAGUAUAAAGAGACGGACUGGGAUUAUUGUGAUGGCAAAGACAGGCGGUUCUACUCUGAGAGGUGUAAUGGCCUCAAACCAGCAGGAGAAUCCCAGUUAACUGAUCGGGACCCCCUGCGGGCCAUCCCUGAUGGUUGCUAUGACAGCGGCGAUGGCUUUUAUGAUCCCAGCACUAGAGUCGUCAAAGACUAUGAUUGCAAUUUUCUCAGGAACGCAGACGACCAAGAACACGAGUGGAUUGUGCGUACCUGCAGGAAGAGCUGGGAUGAGUUCAUUGGCCACUGUCCAAGAGGCAACACGCUGGAGGAGAAUUGAGAACACUCACACACACAGGCAGGCCAAAUCUGAAUGACAUAUUAAUAAUGCAGCUUUAUGACGUUAAUUCGUUUUG
This is a messenger RNA of Sinocyclocheilus rhinocerous, 629 nucleotides long. RefSeq names its product MORN repeat-containing protein 5-like. The transcript has 5 exons. Lineage: Eukaryota; Metazoa; Chordata; Actinopteri; Cypriniformes; Cyprinidae. The record is from RefSeq and is a predicted model, not a curated record. Bases 17 to 553 code for a protein of 178 amino acids.